Hymenoscyphus albidus is the source of this 1400-nucleotide messenger RNA. The record is from the annotation of a GenBank genome assembly. Lineage: Eukaryota; Fungi; Ascomycota; Leotiomycetes; Helotiales; Helotiaceae.
AGGUGACGACCCUAUUCCACCAAGUCAGACCCCUUUGUCGCCGCCGCCAAACCCAUCGUCAACGCCGGUAACCCGAGUCGAUUCAUCAUGCAAUACUGCUUCGUCGAAGGCACCUUCGCAGACCUCGCGCGCGACCUGGCCGAGUACCUUCACGUUACCGCAGAGGUCGAACCCCUCCUCGAGUCGAAUUCGAAAGAUGAGGUGCUCAAGAAACUCGUGACGGCUUCAGCUGGUCUCAACUCGUAUCCCGAGAAGGAAUUCACGGCCGCAUAUAACUUGCUCGUUUACUUGGUUAUGCAAUCGCCAAAUGUCAACAUAUUCCUGCCCCGCAUGUGCGACAACCUCUCGAAGCCAGUAACCUCUUCGCACGGUACCGGCCUUGCGCUCAAUGUCCUCACCACAAUUUUCAACCUUCUUGCCGCCGACAACGAGGUCCGAUUCAACGUAUUCCAGGCCAUCCUCCGCCUUGUCAAAGCUAGUGGUUCAUUCGACACUCUGCGACCACAAUUAAAGAAGUUGGAUCAAUGGAUCGCGGAGUGGGACCUGGAAGAGGAGGAUCAAAGAAAAGUGUUUGGACAACUCGCAGAUGCAGCGGAAGAUGGCAGCGAAGAGGGGUAAGUGCUGCUGGUUCUGUAAACUGUGACUUGGCUAAAACCAAUUGUGACAGCUCAAAAGCUGGCUACCAGUACAUUUUGAAAUCUCUGCGCACUUUCCCAGCCGCCGAAGUCUCAUCCAAAGACGCCCAAGACCUUUCUCUCCGCGCUUUAAAGGCUGCCUUAGUCUCACCUAACCAUUUCGACUUCCAUGAUCUCACAUCUCUCCCAACAAUCCAAGCCCUACAAGAUUCGCACCCUGAAUAUUCCGAACUUCUCGAAAUCUUUUCCGAAAAAGAACUUGAGGAUUACAACGAUUUCCGGGAUGAAAAUGAGGAUUGGCUCGAGGCCCAGAACUUGGACAACUCGAAACUUCACCGAAAGAUGAGACUUCUGACGCUUGCAAGUGUUGCUGCUAGCACCAACAGCCGAGAGCUCGAAUACAAGCGAAUUGAGAAGGCAUUACAGAUUCCACCCGAGGAUGUUGAAAGAUGGAUUAUUGAUGUUAUCAUCGCCAAGCUUAUUGAGGGAAAGAUGUCGCAACAGAGACAGGUUUUCCUUGUUCACAGAACGACUUACCGCGUUUUCGGUGAGAAGCAAUGGCGAGAGGUUGCUACAAGACUUGACCAGUGGAGAACGAGCUUAAGAGCUGUCAAGGAAGUUAUCAGCCGCGAGAGACAACAAGCUGAGGCCCAAAAGGAGCGUGAGAUGCAUGAGAUUGAGCGAAAGGUCGCUGGAGCUACUGGAAUGGGUGCAGGACGUAGAGUUGGUGGUCGUGAUAAUAUGGUCGAGAUGGGUACCGAUUAA